CUAGGGAAAUAAUAAGCAGUGACAUCACUCAUGUACAAUCUGAACUGACUGCAUUUUAAUAUUUGAACCUUUAGCAGUACCUGAUCUGUACGAAGAGUCAGCUCAGAUAUGAGAGCUGCUUCAGACGAGCCGUAACGACACAAAUCUCAUUUAUCAACCAGUAAAAUACAAAGAAGACACGUGGACAUUUAGCUGAGGACAGUCCCUGUUUCUGAUGUCCUCACAAGUUAAUAACAGUCUGUAAAUUCUGUGUGAGGAUUAUUUAGUGUGUAUCUGUGACAGCAUCAAUAUGCGUUCAUAAGAAAUUCAAAAUACUCACAUUCAAGAAUCAUUUUGAAGAUGACUCUCAGGUUGUUGUGUGUUUAAAUACUGAGUGUGGGAAUCAAAUGUAUUUAACAAAUAAAAAUGUCAGUAAACUGCUUUUCAGUGACUCCACCAUGACUCACUACAGCCGCCCACACUAAGACCAGUCAGGACAGAAAUAUAAAUUCAACUUACACUUAUAUCACUAUCAUAUGAACAUGCAGCUUUAAAACUGAAAUGACACAAUUUAAAGAACAGAAACAACUACACAUAAAGUUUUAAAAGGCUGGAAAAUUACAACAAUAAAACAAUAAAAUAGUUUAAAAUUCAAAAAACAAAAAUAAACUAUAAUUAAGAAUAAAUAAAUGAAAAUAAACAGCUGUGAUAAAAUAAAGUAAAAACAAAUUAUUACAUCAAAUUAGGACUGUGAAGUUAAAAAUAACUUUAGUCAUUAUAAACAUGUAGCGGAGCACCUCAGGGCACAGAGAGUGAAAUAACAUCUUUUAGUUUUGGAGGAACAAACAUUUAAAGUUUUAUAAACAUGUAAAACAACUUGAAACUCAUUUCUGCACAGCUGACUACGUUUCCCACUAACCCCCGCGGCACGUGUGACGAGCUACGUCAUGGCACUCCCAGCUUCCGGUAGAAGUGUAGAUGGAUCCAUGACACAGUUGUUUGGAGGAAAGCUGUGUGUUGUUUUAACGGAAAGCCGUUAACGUCCAGUUAGCUCCCGUAGCGCGGUGUUGUGAGCUCGUAGCGGCCGGCAGACGGACACAUGGAGGCGGUUCCCCGGAUGCCGAUGAUCUGGUUGGAUCUGAAGGAGGCAGGAGACUUCCAGUUCAGUCCGUCCGUCAGGCAGGUGAGCUGGGUGGGGAGAGACCGACACAGGGCAGCCAAAGGUCAGCCUGACAGCGUGCAGGAGGCCUUGAGAUUCACCAUGGACGUGAUCGGAGGAAAGUUUAAUUCAGCCAAAAAGGACAAUGACUUCAUCUAUCAUGAGACGGUUCCUUCUCUGGAGACUCUGGCCUCAGUCAAAGGUGCCCCACUGGUGAAAGCUCUCCCAGUUAACCCCACUGACCCCACCGUUACUGGACCCGACCUGUUUGCCAAGCUGGUCCCGAUGGCUGCACAUGAAGCGUCCUCGUUGUACAGUGAGGAAAAGGCCAAGCUGCUGAGAGACGUCAUGGUCAAGAUCGAGAGCAAGAACGAAACACUGGAGCAGUUCAUGGACUCUCUGGGUUUGGAGCCAGAGUCGGUGGAUAACCUGGACUUGUACAGUCACAUCCCUCCGGUCCUGAUGGAGAAGUGUGCUGCUCUUAGCGUCCGACCAGACACCGUCAAGAGCCUCAUCCAGUCCAUGCAGGGACUCUCUGGUGUCUUCACUGAUGUGGAGUCUUCACUGAAGGAGAUCAGAGAUGUCCUGGAGGCAGACGAGGCCGGCCAGCGGGCCCUUCAGGAGGUUGGCGGCCCCGCUGCAGGCGAGGUGCACCCGGCGGCUCAGGCCCAGGCUCUGGCUGAGGUCCGCAGGGACCUGGAGAAAUACAUGGAGGCCCACGAGAAGGCCAGCUUCACCAACACGGAGCUCCACCGGGCCAUGAACCUGCACAUCAGCAACCUGCGUCUGCUGGGGGGGCCGCUGGACAGUCUGAAGGAGGCCCUUCCCCGCCCCAAGCUCAGCGAAGAGGAGGUAGCAGGGCUGCAGUGUAUGAAGCGGAUCCUGGGGAAGGUUCAGGAAAUGAGGGAACAGAGAGCCUCUUUGGAGAAACAGCUCCGUGACCUCAUCCAGCAGGACGACAUCACCUCCACCCUCGUCACCACAGAGCGGGCGGACAUGAAGCGUAUAUUUGAGGAGCAGCUGAAGAAGUAUGAGCAGGUGAAGGUGUACAUCGACCAGAACCUGGCAGCUCAAGAGAACAUCCUGAAGGCCCUGACGGAGGCCAACGUCCAGUACGCCUCGGUGCGUAAGGGCCUGAGCCAGACGGAGCAGCAGUGGAACAGCACGGUCCAGGGCCUGGUGGGCUCGUACGAAGCCUAUGAGGACCUGAUGAAGAAGUCUCAGGAGGGGAAGGAAUUCUACGACGACUUGGAGGCCAAAGCAUCGCGUCUGCUGGAGAGAGCCAAGACUCUGUGUCAGAGCAGGGCCGAGGAGAGGAGGCCGAUCCUGGAGAAAGAGAGUCAGAAGAAGCCUCCAGCUCGGCCCACAGCUGCCAAGCCUACCUUAAAGCCAAAGUCUUCUGACGUGGACUCGGCCUGUUCCAGCCUUGAGGACCCAGAGUUGGCCCAGCUCAGUGCGGCCAUCUUGGCGUUGGGGGGCGACCUCCCCGAGGAGCUCCGCAGCCUCCCUCCUGACAUUCCCUCCUUCCCCACAGCCGCAGCUCGCCUGCCCGGUCCUGAAGCCUUCAUCCCCCCUCCUGGCAGCGGCUCUCUGCCGUGGCCCGCUGCUCCUGCCGCCGCCCUCCCCCGCUUCCCCGCCAACCUCCCCCCUCCAGAGCUGCUUGCACGCAUCGCUCAGUUUCCUACAGCCGGGCCUCUGCCCCGCCCACCCCUCCCUCAGAUCAACCCACAGAUACCUCCACAGUUACCCCCCCAGGCAGUUGUGUCAGGUUAUCGGCCCCCCCCUCCUCAAGCCCCCCAGCCUGCCCUGCACCCACAGCUGCCUCCAGCCUCUCAGCCUCACAUGGUCCACCUGCCCCCACAGCACCACCCCCACCCUGGGCAGCCUCCACUCCCAAACAUGCCCCAGCAGCCAAUGAGGAUGCCCAGCCAGACGCAGGCUCCGCCCCCUCACUCUGGGGGAGUGUGUUACCCUGCGGGGGCUCCUCUGAUGCCUCAGCAGCCUCUGGCUCCGCAGCCUGCAGCUCCUCAACAACCUGCGGCUCCUCUCCCGAUGAGCCACGCCCCCCAGCCCUCUGCUCUGUACCCCCCUGCUCCUGGAGCUAACGGACCUCCCACUGCCCCCCAGCAGCCCGCCGCCAUGGGCACCCACGGUCCACACAUGAUCCAGCCCUCUCCUUCAGCUGCCCCACCGCCAAACGCUGUCCCUCCUUCCCCUUCACCGUCCCCCUCCCCAUCUCCCUCCCCAGGCCCCUCCUCUCUGAGUCUGAACCCCCAGCAGAGACCCACAGCUGCCCCCACCCCUGGAGGUACGGCUCCACCCACUCUUCCAUCUCCAUCUGCCGUCUCUCCCUCCACGUCGCUGUUUCAGCGCCAGAAUUCGAGCACAGAUGACCUCCUCUCGUCGAGCCCUGAGAGCCAACCAGGAGGCACCAAGGCCCCCACCAACGUCCUCCAGCCCACCAAAGCCGACCCCCAGGAUGGCGAGCGGCGGAAGAAGAGCUCCCAGGGCGUUCUCCUGAUCCAGGGUGACCCGUACCAGGCACCAGAGCGUGUGGCCCGUCUUCAUGGUGACCUGGAACGUUACAGAGCGCAGGUGGAUUCCCUGGAGCAGCCGUCAGAGAGUGAGGGCGGCCUGUCGGUGCUGGACGCUCGCUGGAAGGAGCUCCAGGAUCAGCAGGAGAAGGAUGCACGCCAACUGUCCAUCGCCAUUGCCCGCUGCUACACCAUGAAGAACCGUCACCAGGACGUCAUGCCCUAUGACCUGAACCGCGUGGUACUGCAGUCCGGCAAAGACGACUACAUCAACGCCAGUUAUGUGGAGGACCUGUCGCCGUACUGCCCACGUCUCAUCGCCACGCAGGCUCCGCUCACCGGCACGGCCGCCGACUUCUGGCUGAUGGUGUACGAGCAGAAGGUGUCGCUGGUGGUCAUGCUGGUUUCAGAACAGGAACUGGAAAAGGGAAAGGUUGUUCGCUACUUCCCAACGGAGCGCGGCCAGCAGCUCUCUCAGGGACCAAUCACACUCAGCCUCACCACGCAAAAGAUGACGCCGACUCAUGUGGAGCGCAUGAUCAGCCUGCAGUACCGUGACCAGAGCCUGAAGCGCACCGUCGUCCAUCUGCAGUUCACCUCUUGGCCCGAGCUAGGUCUUCCUGACAGCAAGAGCAGCCUGCUGAGAUUCAUCCAGGAAGUUCAUGGACACUACCUCCACCAGAGGCCCCUACACACACCUGUGGUGGUGCACUGCAGCUCGGGCGUGGGACGUACCGGCGCUUUCUGUCUGCUGUACGCGGCGCUGCAGGAACUGGAGGCAGGAAACGGGAUCCCAGACCUCCCAGUGCUGGUGAAGAAGAUGAGACAGCAGAGGAAGAACAUGCUGCAGGAGAAGCUCCACCUGAAGUUCUGCUAUGAGGCCGUGUUGAAGCACGCUGAGCACGUCCUUCAGAGACAUGGCAUCUCCACUGCCACCGCCGCCUGCAGCAGGAACACCAACUCUGCAGCCACAAAGCCUUACUCGAGACAGGAGUCCCAGCAGGACAUUGUCCUUGGCGGCGAUAUGCCCAUCAGCUCGAUCCAAGCCACCAUCGCCAAGCUGAGCAUCCGGCCGCCCAGCGCCACAGACCCCACCAUGGAGGAGCAGGCGGGCACCGUCUUUCCCAGCCUGGACUCUCUGGGUGACGUCCAGCAGCUGCAGGACCCCUCUCCCCCCGCAGACCCCGCCUCGUCUUUCAGCCCACCCCUCAGCUCCCCUGCCCACUCUCCACCCCCACCACCACCCAACGGUGUGGACACUACCUCCCCCUCAACGCCACCAGCCGCCAACCACCAGCCGGUCCUGGAGGCUGCGCCCAGCGUCAGCCCGCCUCCUGCCUCUUCUGCUCCGGCGCCUUCGUCCCUGGAGCUGCUGGCCUCUCUGGCGCCUGAGGCCUUCUCCAUGGAGGGAGGUGGCAAAGGGAAGCAGCGUGUGACCAAGCAGAGCUUCCUGCAGCCGGCGGAGGGUCAGGGUCUCCAUGGGACUCGAGCGGAGGAAGGGGACGACCCACUCAGCAGCCUGGACCCACUCUGGAGCCUCAGCAAGCGCUGAGACAAGUCGCCGACUUCACCGCCAGGUGUCAGCGAAGGCCUGUAGCUGUCAUGUGAGUCACAUGUUAGUGGUGAUGAUGUCACGAUGUGCCUGGUGACGGACGGUAGGCUGACGUUUGAUCUUCUUCUGGGACCAGAACACUAUGCACUGUCGCUCUGCUGCUUCUCUGUCUGCACUCCCACCUGGACUCCCAGCAUGCACUGCUCUCCCACAGGGUGUCUGAUGGACAGCUGUAACUCAAUCAGUCGUCAUGGUAACACGGAGCAGCACGUCCUCAUUUCUGUUUCUGCAUCUCUGUAAAUAACUGAAAUAAUCCAGGUGUCACUAAUCAGCCGCCAUUAUUGUACAAAUCUGAAUAAAUCCACAGACGGACGACA
Messenger RNA from Epinephelus moara (kelp grouper), 5601 nucleotides. RefSeq names its product protein tyrosine phosphatase, non-receptor type 23, a (gene ptpn23a). Gene Ontology annotation, molecular function: protein tyrosine phosphatase activity; protein binding. The transcript is spliced from 16 exons. Gene Ontology annotation, cellular component: endosome. Lineage: Eukaryota; Metazoa; Chordata; Actinopteri; Perciformes; Serranidae. Bases 1079 to 5224 code for a protein of 1381 amino acids. The record is from RefSeq and is a predicted model, not a curated record. Gene Ontology annotation, biological process: early endosome to late endosome transport; endocytic recycling; protein transport to vacuole involved in ubiquitin-dependent protein catabolic process via the multivesicular body sorting pathway.